Molecule: messenger RNA, 759 nt
Organism: Penicillium angulare
Lineage: Eukaryota; Fungi; Ascomycota; Eurotiomycetes; Eurotiales; Aspergillaceae
Exons: 2
Coding region: 1-759 (252 amino acids)
Source: RefSeq, a predicted model, not a curated record
AUGUAUAUUCUUCCUUGGCUAGUAUCUUUGGUGGCAGUAACAACUGCUGCCCCAUCAAACAUCUUUGAUGAUGCCUAUGACUUCUCAGAAGAACUCUCAGAGUACUUCACGAAAGUGAGCGAGGAUAUCAAAUCGACAAAGAGCAGAUCGCCAGACUCCUUCAGUUCAUGCGAUACAUCCAAGAUCUCGCUCCCAUCAUAUGCAUCCGGCCUCACUGCCCCAGAUGGCCUGACUGCUACAUAUGUUGCUCUAGGAAGAGGCACCCAGAACUAUACCUGUGCCGAUUCCACCUCAAACACCGUCCCGACAGCCAUCGGCGCGGUCGCAAGCCUCUUCGACGCUACCUGCAUCGCCGCCAAUUGGCCCAGUAUGCUCGCAAUGAUGCCAAACGUAGCAUACAAGAUCGCGCUCCCAACGAACACCAAUGCGAAAUUCCCACUCGCCAACCUUGAACUACUAGGCCACCACUUCUUCUACGACGCUACCACCCCGGAAUUCAACCUUGAUACCACCACAAGCAAGCAACAUGGUAUCCUCAUGACUACAAAGGAAGGAUCGAUCAAUGCACCAUCCAGUGCGACCCAGGGACAAUACGGUGCUGUUACUUGGCUCUACCUUACUACUAAGACCGGUACUGUCGGCGACUACAAGGCCGUUUAUCGUGUCGAUACUGCUUCUGGUGCUGCCCCAGCUACCUGCAAGGGUAUGUCCUCGGCAUUUGAGAUUCAAUAUUCAGCUGUCUAUUACUUCUACAGCUAG